AUGGCUUAUUACAACCCACGAGGGAUGAACACCGCUGACUAUGUCGACUAUUAUCGAAACCAGGCGGGGGGUGGUCUACCCGGAUAUGCUGGAGGAGCCGUUAUGUACGGAGCUGGCCUAGGAGGACUUUUCAGAGUUUCAGAUAGACGACUUGUGCUGCUGGGUAAAACUGGUGUUGGCAAAAGUGCCGCUGGAAACACAAUUCUUGGACAGAAAGUCUUCAGAUCUGAGAUGGGUGAGGUUACAGUAACCGAUGAAUGUUCAGUGAAUCACACCACUGUUUCAGACAGGAAAGUGUCUGUAAUUGAUACUCCUCCAUUUUUUCACACACACAUUAGCUCUGAGCAGUUAAAGAAUGAGAUAGCAAGAUGUGUUUAUUUGUCCAGUCCUGGACCACACACUUUUCUCGUUGUGCUGAGAGCAGAUAGCAUAUUCAUAGAGGAGGCGCAGCAGAUUCCUCAGAUCAUUGAGAUGAUGUUUGGUAAGGGAGUGUUAAAAUAUUCCAUCAUUCUCUUCACUCAUGGAGAUCAGUUAAAAGGAAAGUCCAUAAAGAACAUCAUUGAGAGGAACAGUAGAAUAAGAGAUGUAGUUGAUCAGUGUGGAGGCAGAUUUCACGUCUUCAACAAUGAAGAUGAGAAUAACAGAGAGCAGGUGAAUGUUCUAAUGCAGAGGAUUGACACAAUGAUAGAGCAGAAUGGAGGAGAACAUUACAGUAAUCAGAUGUUUGAAGAUACUCAGAGAAGAAGAGAGGAGACCAAAAGAGGACGAGGAGAGAAAACAGCAACAGAAACAAAGUCAGGAAAGUGUCUGUAG
Molecule: messenger RNA, 813 nt
Organism: Sinocyclocheilus anshuiensis
Lineage: Eukaryota; Metazoa; Chordata; Actinopteri; Cypriniformes; Cyprinidae
Product: GTPase IMAP family member 2-like
Exons: 2
Coding region: 1-813 (270 amino acids)
Molecular function (GO): GTP binding
Source: RefSeq, a predicted model, not a curated record